Closterium sp. Naga37s-1 is the source of this 585-nucleotide messenger RNA. Lineage: Eukaryota; Viridiplantae; Streptophyta; Zygnematophyceae; Desmidiales; Closteriaceae. The record is from the annotation of a GenBank genome assembly.
AUGGGCCAGCACUCGGUUCUCGCCGCCGUCUGCACGCUCGCAUUGCUGCUCGCGUCAGCUGCCGCGCGGCCCAGCAAGGAGGAUUUGAUUAACGAGGUGAAGGCGGCCCGGGAAGCGCUCAAGGACCCCAAAUUGAACGGAAAAUACAAGGGCAGCGGCGCAAUGAUGGACCAACUCGUCCCAAUAUUGGAGACCGACUGGAACCCAACGGACUCAUACCUCGCCAACACGGAGGGAAAAACCGUCCUCCUACCCGACGAUACGGCCAUCGCUUCCGCGGCGCCUGACGCGGUUACCACGUUCGCGACAUCCAAGUUCAAGCGCAGCGACGUUACCCCGUACGGGAAUUGGAUUCGCGCGAACAUGCUGGACGGAGUGUACGAGGAGGACGACCUAAAAUCCGCUCAAGGUCUGAAGAACGCGAAUGGGCACAAGGUGGAUACGGCGGAGGUUUUGGACUCCAAGACUGGAAAGAAGAAGGUGGCGAUCGGGAAGGGCAAGGCGAAGAUCAAGGAACCGACAAUUUUCAGAGGGAAGAUUUUCAUCAUGCAUGGCGUGGAUGCGGUGCAGCCGCGGGAGGUGUAA